Cataglyphis hispanica is the source of this 968-nucleotide messenger RNA. RefSeq lists its product as uncharacterized. The coding region runs from base 147 to 641 and encodes 164 amino acids. The record is from RefSeq and is a predicted model, not a curated record. The transcript is spliced from 3 exons. NCBI's taxonomy places the organism in Eukaryota, Metazoa, Arthropoda, Insecta, Hymenoptera, Formicidae.
GCGCGGAGAGAAAUUCGAGAUUGGCAACAGUGCGCCAAAUUAAACUGUUACUGGUUUGAAAAUAUCGGCAAUUUAUUUCAAUAUCGGAAAUAAAGUAUUGUUGUUAAUCGCUUAACUGUGUGACAAUUUCUACGAAAAACGGAGACAUGGAGAAGGAUUUGUACUCGAAUUACUUCGCUGAUUUACGGCGCAAGGCACAUGAAAUCGAUGAGAGCACCGAGAAACUCUCCGAGACCUGGAAGAUACCGCAUCUGCUCAUCGGCGGUUACGCGGAGCGCACCCCUCAGACGAAUGCAUGCCUGGACGAAAUAUGGGAGUCCCUUCGGGAUACUAGUGAUAAAUUGGAAAAAAUUCAAUCAGAAUUCCAACCAUUGCUGGAAAACACGGAUAAGUCAUUAGAAGAAUCGGAAAAGAUAUAUCAAGAAUUGAAGGAACAAUGUGAUGAUUUGGAUAUUGUUCUAGCAGAAUAUGGAUAUCAUUAUAAAGAGGAUGACAGUGUUCAAGAGAAACAUUGUCGAGAUGAUAGUAAAGAUAACACAAAUGAUAGCAUUUUAAGAAAUGAAGAUGCAUCUGAGUUGGAAAUAGUAGAGUUUACACCACACUUAACAUGGAAGUGCAAGGCUAAGUCCAAGGAGAAUUAGAUAUUUCCAGCAUAAAUUAUUAAGGAUACUAAUUUAUGCUGAAAUAAAUGUCCGAUUCACUACUGAUACAACUCCAUGUAAAAGAUAUUUAUGUGAAAAAAUCAAAUUAUUCAAAACAUCUUACACAGGUAUUAUGAAGAUAGAUUUCAUUUUAAAAUUUUUUCUCUGGAUCUCUAUUGAUUUCUAUAAAAUAUCUAGAUAAAAGACAAUAUAUUUACUUUAUAGUUUACUUUUUAAAAAGCACAUGUUGGCAGAAGUAUAGACUAUAUUUAUAUGUAUAUUUUUGUUAAUAAAUGUAUAAAUAAAAUAUAAUUAGGAUUGUAAUAU